Molecule: messenger RNA, 3306 nt
Organism: Fusarium musae
Lineage: Eukaryota; Fungi; Ascomycota; Sordariomycetes; Hypocreales; Nectriaceae
Exons: 4
Coding region: 1-3306 (1101 amino acids)
Cellular component (GO): membrane
Source: RefSeq, a predicted model, not a curated record
AUGUCGUCGCCGCUCAAUUUUACACCGUGGAGGAGAAGGGCUUUGAGUGCUGCUUCACAAUCGGAAAACGAGCAAGCUCAAUUGCAACGCGACGAGCUUUCAACUUCUCCUGUUCAGCAUGGCCAUAGCCCCCAUGUCCCAAUUGCUGCAAGACCGUCCUCUAGCUCUGCAGCUCACAGAGAACCUAUCAGAUCUUUCAUCCAUGGUUCUGUGCGAGACGGCUUAGCACCAAUUGAUAGUGUUCAGAACGCUUUAUCUGUUCGGCAGGAUACUGCAGAGCUUGCGAAUUACUUGCUCUCCGACCCCAAGACACAGCAGAGUUCGACCGUUCUCCAACGUGCAAGGGUCUCUUACCAGGACUCAAUUGACUCAGAGGUCAUCGAUGACUCAUCUACGGCCGACAACACCCGCUCCUCCAGAACAAUCCUCGAAGUUUCCGAGCCGCCGUCUCCAGAUGGCCACGAUGACGAUACUGAUGCGGAUGCGGGACCGUCCGUACUGGCAAACCUCCUAAAGCGAUCUCCUCCCCAAUCGAUUGCGCCAAACCAACCACAAGUCGAGGAUGAGGAGCCAAAUGGUGACGCACGUCGACCGGACAGGGAGCAACCUCGAGUUGCACACGCAGAGGAAGCUACGGAGCAGACCCCUCUGCUCACUCGGAUAACAUCCGGUGGCCGGAGGUCAUACUCUGACCUCGAGGGUCAAAAGCCUCAGACUAAACGACCAUGGUUCAGUGGUCUUGCGGAAGUCGGCAAUAAGAUGGAAGAAAGGGUUUCCAAAGGAGUGGCCGUCGCUAUCAACCCCAAGAAGUGGGAUCGUCUUGCGCUUUGGAAUAAUGUGGUCGUGACACCGACUUCAUGUCUACCCGCUGUUGCCGUUGGUCUGCUGCUCAAUAUAUUGGAUGCUCUAUCAUAUGGAAUGAUCCUCUUCCCUUUAGGGAAGCCAAUUUUCUCUCACCUGGGAUCUGCUGGAAUUUCUGUUUUCUAUGUUAGCACUAUUGUUUCGCAAAUAACGUUUUCAUCUGGUAGUAUCUUUAAGGGUGCUGUUGGCUCGGAGCUGAUUGAAGUGGUUCCUUUCUUUCAUAAUAUGGCUGCAAAGAUCACUGAUAUUGUCGGGCAAGACAACCCUGAUGCUGUGAUCGCCACCACAAUCGUGUCAUUUAGUUUCAGCUCCAUGAUGACAGGUCUCGUCUUCUAUUUGAUGGGACGAUUCAAAGUCGGUUACAUGGUGGGAUUUAUUCCUAGGCAUAUUCUCAUUGGCUGUAUUGGAGGUGUCGGUUGGUUCCUGAUCGCAACUGGAUUCGAGGUUUCUGCUCGACUAGAUGGCAGCCUCCAGUACAACCUCGACACUCUCAAACAGCUCGCUGACCCGGCCACCGUCCCUCUCUGGGCCGUCCCCUUAGUUCUCGCCAUUGUUCUCUUUUAUGGCCAGUCUAAGAUCACAUCCAAAUUCUUCCUCCCCCUAUUUAUUCUCGCGAUACCCCUCAUCUUUUAUUUCUUUGUCCUUGCAUUGGAUUCUUUGGACGUUGAUGUACUACGCGACCAUGGCUGGAUCUUUGAGGGGCCUCCCUCUGGGGAGCCAUGGUGGUACUUUUACACCCUAUACAGUGAGUCCAAUUACCUUCUUCCCUGGUUUCACUACCAGGCUGACCACCUGUUUCUAGAGUUCAAACUUGUACGCUGGGAUGCAGUCAUCGAAUGUGUGCCUGCUAUGCUUGCAUUGACAUUCUUUGGCAUUUUGCAUGUCCCCAUCAACGUCCCUGCCUUAGCUCUAAACUGUGGCGAGGAUCAUGCUGAUCUUGACAAGGAGCUAAGAUUGCAUGGCUACUCCAACUUCUUGUCCGGCUGUUUUGGUAGUAUUCAAAAUUACUUGGUCUAUGCAAAUACAGUUUUCUUCAUGCGGUCUGGGGGUAAUAGCCGGCUUGCAGGUUAUAUGUUGGCCGCAGCAACAUUUGGUGUCAUGGUCAUUGGUCCAUCACUCAUUGGUUUCAUCCCCGUUAUGAUGGUGGGCACUCUAAUCUAUGAUCUUGGGUUCGAGCUACUGCUUGAGGCUCUGUGGCUUCCGCGAAAGAAGCUCAAGCUGGCAGAGUAUCUGACUGUCGUGGUCAUUGUUCUUGUCAUGGGCAUCCAUGACUUUGUCGUUGGUAUCGGAGUUGGCAUACUACUGGCAUUUGUUUCCUUGGUUCUACAGACCUCUCGUGUGUCAGCCAUUCGUGGAAACUACUCGGGAGAUAUUGUUUCCUCCACUGUGCGACGCAAUCCUUCUCAGCAUCAUUACCUGCAUGAGGUCGGCCGACAGAUUUAUAUCAUAAAGCUUACAGGCUAUCUCUUUUUUGGGACUAUCGUCAGCGUGGAGGCAAAAAUUCGGGGCCUAUUGGAGGACAGCACAUUCACUAAGCAGCCCAUCAAGUUCCUGAUUCUUGACAUGUGGCACGUUACUGGACUCGACUAUUCCGCUGGUGAGGCCUUCAACACCAUCAGCCGCUUACUUGAUAACAAGGAUGUCGUCCUUGUGUUGAGUGGCGUGGACUCGGAAACUCAACUUGGUCGCAACCUACGAGCUGUCGGACUUGGAAAUGAUGGUAUCGAGGUCAUGAUGCUGCCAAAUCUGAACUCUGCUCUUGAGAGCUGCGAAAAUGAGCUUCUGAAGACUCUAUACGCCCGACAGGAAGAGUUGAACUCCCUCAGGCGGAUAUCGGCACACUCCGCGCAGAAUUUGGACGUGCCUUCCAACAAAUCAUCUGGCUUCUCCUCCUUCGAUCCACCCUUCAAUUCACCGCGUCGUAAUCACCUUGCUGAGGCCGCUCGCGAUGCAUUGAGCAGCGUGGAAAUACAACGUCCGAAGAAGUGGCAAAGUUUCAAGGAGCCCCUUCGUCUUAUGCUCCAGGUCUUUCAAGGCUUGAGUGAUAAGAAUGAGGACUUUUGGUUUCCAGCAGCCUCUUACUUCUCUCGGCGGGAGAUAACUGCUGGGACUGUUCUGUUCCGACGUGGAGAGCCAGCCAAUGGGUUCUACCUCGUGGAACGUGGUAUUGUACGUGCUGAGUAUGAUCUUCCUCAGGGCUGGCUUUGCGAGAGUAUCGUGGCCGGAACGACACUCGGCGAGUUGCCUUUCUUCUCCGAAACAGAUCGAACUGCAACUGCUGUCGUGGAGCGUGACUGUGUGGUUUGGCUGAUGGAUCGAGAGCAGUGGGACAGAAUCCAGAAGAAGGAACCAGAAAUUGGAAGAGAGCUGUUAAGGAUAUCACUGAAGCUGACAAGCGAGAGGAUGAGUGCUAUCACUUCAUACAUAUUGACAACAGCGGGCUGA